UUAUCGUUGUCAUCUUUGACCUUGUUGACACUUUUAACGACAAGGUCGUCCAUUUGCAUGGUUAUGACCAUCUUCUUUUCACUGGCAUCAAGUUUUGUCUGUAUAACACUUUAUCAUCAUCUCGUCUUGGAAGCACAAGCCAAGGAGAAUUCACACCAUCCUCCCCCACAACGAUAGUCUUUUGUCUCAACGACCUCGUCUAUCCUACACUGUCCGACUCCGCUCAGGUGCAAACACGAUAACAGGAAAAAAAGUACCGAAGACUCGAUACGACUUGGACAAUAGAUCUUGAAACCGAUUUGGUACAGCCUCCUGCGCCAUGUCCAAUCGACUUGACCGUCACUCCCGUCACAAUAUCUCGACUGCCCGGCACAAUGCCUGGGGUGAGAUAUCAGGCUCGCUCGGCGAUCUGGGAACAUUUCUUCCUAUUGUUAUUGCUCUCGCCGAGGGCCAUCAGAUAUCCUUGACCUCCACCUUGAUAUUUACUGGAAUCUUCAAUAUCAUCACCGGCGUGGUCUUUGGCAUUCCUCUGCCAGUGCAGCCGAUGAAGGCCAUUGCAGCCGUCGCCAUAUUGAAAUCCCUGUCCGCCAGGGAGACUGCUGCCGCGGGACUGUUUGUUGCCAUCUGCAUUUUGAUCUUUAGUGUCAGCGGACUUUUGGCUUGGUUUACCCGAGUCAUUCCCAUCCCAGUCGUUAAAGGGAUUCAGGUUGGGGCAGGAUUGAGCUUGAUCAUCGCCGCCGGGUCUAAGGUGCUCGCUUCGUUAUCCUGGACAAGGCCAUCGUGGGCAGACAACAACAUUUGGUUGAUCGCUGCCUUUAUUAUUCUUUUCGCCAUCAAUGCCCGCCCUCGCAUUCCCUACGCCCUCAUUCUGGUUCUGGUCGGUCUCGUUCUUGCCCUGAUCCAAGUUGCCACCAGCCACCACCACCAUCUCCCAGGAUUACAUGUUUGGCAUCCUUCAGCUCAUGUCCCAUCUCUGAGGGACUGGAAGACUGGAAUUCUCGACGCCGGAAUCGGCCAACUCCCAUUGACGACGCUCAACUCGAUCAUUGCCGUGACUCAUCUGGCCGCUGACCUACUUCCAAAUGUUGAGACACCAUCUGUCACGGCGAUAGGAAUUAGUGUUGCAGCGAUGAACCUUAUCGGCUGCUGGUUUGGAGCAAUGCCAGCAUGUCACGGCUCUGGUGGUCUAGCGGCCCAAUAUCGGUUUGGAGCUAGGUCUGGAGCCAGCGUGAUUUUUCUUGGUACCAUCAAAUUGGUCUUGGGACUCUUGUUCGGUGAGAGUCUGACGGACCUCUUUCACCAAUUCCCCCUCGGCCUUCUUUCGGUCAUGAUUAUCGCCGCUGGCCUAGAGCUGGCCAGCGUAGGUGAAAGCCUCAACACCGAACGCGCUCACGAUCUACACAAGGACGGUAUUCUAGGCCGGCAGCGCGUUGAGCUAUCAACCGAGGAAAGCAAACAAAGGUGGACUAUCAUGCUUGUUACGGCAGGGCUGCUGAUUGGGUUCAAGAAUGAUGCUAUUGGUUUUUUGGGUGGCAUGUGCUGUCACUGGAGCUAUUCCCUUCCUCAUCAUGCCUCGCGUCUCACUCGUCGAGGGGCGCGACCAGCUGGCCAUGGUUCUGACGAGCGUAGCGCUCUUCUUCCACACUGAGUGAUAGGUUUCAAUGCUAUGCUUGGUGCGAGUUCCGUCAAUUCAAUUACCACGGUACAGGGCCGUCUUUACUCGAAAACGUGCCAGUCACGCCAUUUGGCCCUUCCUGAACCAACUCAACUACCCUGACCGCUCCAAACUUGGGAUCCGUCUCGUCCCCUGAGACAUCAUUCUUGUGCAAGGCGGUAGCCCGGAGACCAGGACAGACGGCAUUGACUCUCCAUCUGGGAAACGUCUUUGCAUACCAGGCCGUCAAUCCACCGACCGCAGUCUUACUCGAUGUAUACCACAAUCCUUCCCAGGGCUUGGAGGAGCUCUCCAGUGUCUUCUGCACACUGCCGAGUGAGGAUGACAGAAAGAUGACCUUUGGCUUUUGAGACUUUUCCAAUAAUGGAGUCAAAGAAUGUGUCAAGACAGCCUGUGAAGUCACAUUGACUGACAAGGUGUGGUCAAACAGUUGACGUAGCGUAGAACCCUUUGGGAGAUGAUUACCUGCAGUACCUGCA
Messenger RNA from Exophiala mesophila, 2154 nucleotides. RefSeq lists its product as uncharacterized. NCBI's taxonomy places the organism in Eukaryota, Fungi, Ascomycota, Eurotiomycetes, Chaetothyriales, Herpotrichiellaceae. The coding region runs from base 320 to 1648 and encodes 442 amino acids. Gene Ontology annotation, molecular function: molybdate ion transmembrane transporter activity. The transcript has a single exon. The record is from RefSeq and is a predicted model, not a curated record. Gene Ontology annotation, biological process: molybdate ion transport.